Messenger RNA from Cladocopium goreaui, 2328 nucleotides. NCBI's taxonomy places the organism in Eukaryota, Dinophyceae, Suessiales, Symbiodiniaceae. The record is from the annotation of a GenBank genome assembly.
AUGCGCCGCACGACCUCGUCGCUGUGCCGCGUGGCGCGGCGCAAGCGAUGCUGGCGACGAGUCAAAGAGCGGACGCCUGGAAGGUCCAAACCGAUUGGUGUUUUGAAGUCGCAAAAAUGUCGAGAUGAGGAGCCCAGCUUCUUCCUGGAUAGCUGUCCAGACGCUUCCCUGGUGACCCUUGUGACCGCGCCGCUCGCGGCGCAGGAUGUCCCCUUCUUUCUGGACAUAGCCCCAGACUCUUCCUUGCUGGUGGGGGCUGCUCCUGCAAAGAGUACGGAGCCACCACCCGCAGCGUUGCCCGAGGACACCGUGUCUCAACAGGAGGUGCCUUUGCAGGAUGAAGGAGAUGAUAUGCCUCCUCCUGAGCCGCUGGCCUUCCGCGUGAUCCCCUCCACGGAGAGCAUGGCGGAGGCGGCACUGGAGGCGGCCUGGAUGGCGCCGGAGGAGCAGGUCAAGUUGCUCCGUGCGCGGAGUGGAAAAGUGAUAUUCUUGGAGAGCGGCCCUGACUUCGUGGAGCUCAUGAUGUCCAUCAUGAACGCGCCUCUCUCAGGCCUGCUUGCAAUCUCCAACAUCAAAUCCGUGGAAACCGGCGACCUUCAUCCACUCGUUGGCUUGAAGACAUCCUUAUCCAACUUGGGACCUCAAUCCUUUGUGCCUGGAAAGUCUGCUUCUACUGCCAUUCCCGGCACCUUUUCCAUGCAGCAACUCAUGAAGGGGUCAAGCGUUGCAAACAUUUUAAACAAUCCGUCUUGGGAGGCUUGUCCACGAGGCUGUCAAUACGCCUUUCCCAAGGGAUAUGCUUGUCCAGAAUGCGAAUACGAACAUGGAGCAUAUGUAGCUCCGCAACAUCUGCAAUCGGUCGUGGCCAACUUGAAGGACAAUGGAAAGUUCAUGGUGACGGAUGCCUUGGAGGUCUUUGAGUCUUCCACAAUUAUCGCAAUGGAGCUCGUGAAGGAGCACGUGGAUGAUUUCCGUCACAUCAAAACCUCCACAGAGACAGAGGUGCUUACGGAGAUUUUCCCCGAUGCAGACGCACAUGAAACCGAGUCGAGCAUUGGUUCCGACGGAUCCUUUGAGGCCAUUGACGCAGGAAAAGGGCAGAAGAAGGGACCUUGUGCUGGGAAGCAGGAGGAGCCGGAACACGAGUCUUUGGAUCGGUUCUACCGAGAGAAUGAGGCCAAGCGCGCAGAGCGCAAGCGCCCCGUGCAGCCGCGGUACUAUGAGGGCGACAAGACCAGCGAACAACUCUCAUCAGCCUUACGUACCGACGAUGGCUAUUUGACCAGGCUGGGCAGCAAGAUCUUCUGCAUGGUGUGCUUCGGCACGGGACACCGCGCGCAGCACUGUCCCGAGUCCAGGUGCUGGAUUUGCUUCUCAACUGGCCACAAUGUGAAACAUUGCCCUCGAGCCAAAGAGAAAUGCGCCAGCUGCUGGCGCAAGGGCCACGGCGGCGACCCCUCCACGGCCUGUCCCUUCGGCACGCUGAAGGCGGCGCAGCGCUACCGGGAGCAGUGGAGCCACGUCCGUUGCGCCGUGUGCCGGGAACCAGGACAUCCCAUGUGCGAUGGCACUGGGAAGCCUUUCCUUGGCUGGUGGGAUGAUGAUGAACCUGCAGGUCCACGGCAGGACGAGACGCAGAAGGCACACCGCUUCGCGGCUGCGCUGCGUGGUGCGGCAGGUACGUGGAAUGCCGGCAGAAGCAACUGGGAUGAGCACAAGUGGAAACAGGACUCCUGGAAACGCUCCCACGACUGGAAGGAUUGGGAUCGAUCGGAUCGGAAGAGACACGAUGGGAUAGCGCAGGAUCCCCGCGACACCGUCCUCAUAACGGCGCUCCGGGGACGGCAUCACCACUCCGUGCCCAGCAUGCGCAUCCGCGCCGCGCCCUCGGCGCGCUCGGCGCAACGGGCGGCAGAGAAGCUGGGAUGCCUCAAGAGGCACCAGCUGCACGCGGAUUCCGAGGAAGCGAAAGCUCCGGAGCUGGUGAAGUCCAUUGAAGAUCUUCGCGAGAAGCGUGAAGAGCUGAACCGACAGAUCCUGAAGGAGGAAGAAGACAAGGCCAAGAUCCAGAAGGAGUUGUCCAUUCUGACGGACCGCCUCCAGAAGGUGAAUGAAAGCCUGGUGCGCAAGACCCAGGCACGCAACGAGUAUGAUAAGACGAUCCAAGAGACCGAGGGCGCGUACAUGAAGAUCUUGGAAUCUUCCCAGACUUUGCUCCACGUUCUGAAGCGCGAGACCGUGAACCUCACCAAGUGCGCCGUGGUGAAGCGGGUGGUGAAGCGGGGACUGCCCGGAGUUUUGUUUCACGGUGCCACUACGGUGCCGUAA